Messenger RNA from Nanorana parkeri, 784 nucleotides. Lineage: Eukaryota; Metazoa; Chordata; Amphibia; Anura; Dicroglossidae. The record is from the annotation of a RefSeq genome assembly.
AUGGCUCACCAAGCUCACGCCUUCCACAUAGUUGACCCUAACCCCUGACCCCUUAUAGGUGCCGCGGCAGCCUUCCUCCUGACCUCAGGAUUAGCCGCAUGAUUUCACUUUAAUACUCCCCUAGUUCUUAUAUUUGCCCUAGUUUCCACACUACUAACUAUAUAUCAGUGAUGACGAGAUGUCGUUCGAGAGGGCACCUUUCAAGGACAUCAUACACUGCCGGUCCAAAAAGGCUUGCGAUACGGAAUAAUUCUUUUUAUCACAUCAGAAGUCUUCUUCUUUGUCGGCUUUUUUUGGGCAUUUUAUAAUGCUAGCCUCGCCCCAACACCAGAAGUUGGUGAAUGCUGACCCCCUACAGGCAUUACCCCAUUAAAUCCAUUUGAAGUACCACUCCUAAAUACUGCAGUUCUACUAGCCUCUGGGGUCUCCGUUACAUGGGCCCACCACAGUAUUAUACAAGCCAACCGAGAAGGCGCCACCCAAGCCCUAGCCCUAACUAUCAUUCUUGGCCUCUACUUCACCGCCCUCCAAGCUAUGGAAUAUUACGAAGCCCCAUUCACAAUUGCCGACGGCAUUUAUGGCACUACCUUUUUUGUAGCAACAGGAUUCCACGGCCUCCACGUGAUUAUUGGCUCCCUUUUUCUUCUUAUGUGCUUCCUUCGACAAGUAUUUUUUCACUUUACCUCUCAACAUCACUUUGGAUUUGAAGCCGCCGCAUGAUACUGACACUUCGUUGACGUAGUAUGAUUAUUCCUUUAUGUUUCAAUCUACUGAUGAGGUUCUU